Klebsormidium nitens is the source of this 5178-nucleotide messenger RNA. Lineage: Eukaryota; Viridiplantae; Streptophyta; Klebsormidiophyceae; Klebsormidiales; Klebsormidiaceae. The record is from the annotation of a GenBank genome assembly.
GUCAUGAGGCUGUAAAUUGCAAAGAAGACGAGCUCUCUUCCCUUCAAAUCCAAUCCCACUGCCCAGCGCAUCUACAGGGGGGAUGCUGCUACAUCAGGAGGUCAUCAGCAUCAAAUUUCAGCCCCUGGCAUCAGCAAAGUGCUACCUGCGGGUGUCCAAUCAAUACGAGCUGUUCUGCGGAAAUAGCGGGAGUUUCGGCAUUCACCAUGGCAUUGGACGAGCUUCCCCCAGCUGGUGACUGUCGCUUGAGCCUGCAUAAACCUCCUGGCAGCAUGGUCAUUGGAUAUCUUUGCUGUAGGAGCUCCCGCUACAUUCUCUGUUGUUGUCCACUUUGAUGCAACAAGUAGUGUUCGUCAUAUACCCUUUCGAAAAGUUAGCACCUGGAACAAUACGCAUUUUGGCUGGCCGGACCGCUUUGCUUAGAGACUCCAGGCAGAUUGCGUCGUGGGGUCUCAGAGUCACCGGGAAGUUCCUGAAUGCAAAACCUACUGGUGUAGGCAAGGUCCCGUAGCAUUGCACUCUGUUUUCUUGAGAUUUUUUUCCCGCCGCUAUGGUGGAUUCUCUACUGCUCGGUAAAUUGAGGAUCUAUCAGCGUUAAAUCGAAGUGGAACCAAGUUAGGGCGUAGAUCAUCAGAUUGAAGUAGAACCAAGUUUGAGUGUAGAUCACCAGCAAAAACGUCAUCUGCGACAAGACGGGAUCAUGGGGGAUGCUCGGACGGCCCCCGGACAGGCGUACCCGUCCGAGCUUGCCAUCCCGUCCCCACCCGUUUCCCCGGUGGUCAUGUCUCCGCAAACAGAGGACAUGUUGCGAAGGAGCAUCCAGUCUGACGACGGGAGCAUGGGACCCGACAAUGUCAUCCCCUACCUCCCUCAGAGCGUCUAUCUCUGCGAUCUGCGGCACAACAUUGGAGUGGAGGCGUUCCAAUCAAGCAUGCAGGGGGACGUGGGGGUAGUCUCAAAGUGGAGGAUGAAGGAUCGGAUGAAAACCAGCAGUGUGGCCCUGGUGUUGUGCCUCAACAUCGGGGUCGAUCCACCUGACGUCAUCAAGAUCUCACCCUGCGCCCGAGUGGAGUGCUGGCUAGACCCAAUGUCAAUGCAGGCGCAGAAAGCAUUGGACCAGAUCGGUAAAAAUCUCCAAGCACAGUACGAACGCUGGCAACCACGGGCGAGGUACAAAGUGAAUCUGGAUCCAACGGUGGACGAGGUCAAGAAGCUGGCCACAUCGUGCCGCAAGAACGCCAAGACGGAGCGGGUCCUCUUUCACUACAACGGACAUGGGGUCCCGAAGCCGACGGCGAAUGGCGAGAUCUGGCUGUUCAACAAGACGUACACGCAGUACAUCCCCUUGUCCGUGUACGAGCUCGAGACGUGGCUGCAGACCCCUUCGAUCUACGUCUUCGACUGCAGCGCUGCCGGAAUGAUCGUGAACGCGUUCUGUGAGCGGCCCGAAUGGGGCCACGGCGGGUCUGCCAUAUCGGCGAUGAAGGAGACGAUCAUCUUGGCCGCAUGCGGCGCCGAGGAGAUCCUGCCUCAAAACGCGGAUCUGCCCGCGGACGUCUUCACCGCCUGCCUCACCACGCCCAUCAAGAUCGCUCUCACCUGGUUCUGCCCGCGCUCGCUGCUCAAAGACGUUCUGGACCGUGACAUGAUCGACAAGAUCCCUGGACGCCAGAACGACCGCAAGACGCCGCUCGGCGAGCUCAACUGGAUCUUCACUGCAAUCACUGACACCAUCGCCUGGAACGUGCUGCCGCGGGAGCUGUUCCAGCGGUUGUUCCGACAGGACCUGCUGGUGGCCAGUCUUUUCCGCAACUUUCUGCUUGCGGAGCGCGUGAUGCGUGCGUCAAACUGCACCCCCGUCUCGCACCCCCGGCUGCCACCCACGCACCAGCACCCCAUGUGGCAAGCAUGGGACAUGGCCGCCGAGAUCUGCCUCUCCCAGCUCCCCCAGCUUCUGGCUGACCCCAACGCCGAAUUUCAGCCGAGUCCAUUCUUCACGGAGCAGCUGACGGCGUUCGAGGUUUGGCUAGAACAUGGGUCGGAAAAGAAGAAGCCACCAGAACAGCUGCCCAUUGUACUCCAGGUGUUGCUCAGCCAGUCGCACCGGCUGCGCGCUCUGGUUCUGCUGGGCCGCUUUCUUGACAUGGGCGCAUGGGCGGUGGACCUGGCGCUGUCGGUUGGCAUCUUCCCAUACGUCCUCAAGCUCCUGCAAACGACCGCCGCAGAGCUGCGCCAAAUCUUGGUCUUCAUAUGGACCAAGAUCUUGGCGCUCGACAAGUCGUGCCAGGUGGACCUGGUCAAGGACGGCGGCCACCUGUACUUCAUCAAGUUCCUCGACAGCCCCGACGUCUACGCCGAGCAGCGGGCGAUGGCCGCCUUCGUGCUCGCGGUCAUCGCCGACAGCCACCCGAAGGGCCAGCACGCGUGCAUCCAGGCCGAUCUAGUUCGCAUCUGCCUGAGCCACAUCCAGAACGCGCCCCCGGGGGAGCCGCUUCUGCUGCAGUGGCUGUGUUUGUGUCUCGGGAAGCUGUGGGAUGGGGUCCCAGAGGGGCAGGAGCUCGCCUGGGGGCUGCGGGGAACGGAGACGGUGGCGCAGCUAUUGGGGGAGCCGCAGCCGGAGGUACGCGCCGCGGCCAUCUUCGCCCUCGGCACGCUGAUCGUCGUGAACGAGAGCACGUCAAUCGCGCCGAGCAUAGCGGAGGAGGACACGGAUGAGGGCCCGGAGCUGACGCACGAGCGUGACGUUGGACGCAGCCUGCUGCCGCUGCACACCGACGGGAGCCCGCUCGUGCGGACCGAACUGGUCAUAGCUUUGGCACGGCUGGCCCACAGCCACAACAAGCAGUUCCGUAAAGCCGCCGCCUCCUUCGUGAAGCCCCCCUCCCACUCCAUGCUCGCUGGGCCCCGGCCCCCCUUCAAUGGCCAUGUCCCUACAACGCGCCACCUGUCCUACGGCUUCUCUCCGACCAUCCCUUUCUCCCCCGGGCUCGGCCCGACUGCCGCGCUUAUGGGCGCCGGGUCGGUUGGGAUCAAUCUACCGGGCGCUCACUCCCCGUCCAGCAUACUCACCCCGACCGUCCUCACCGAGCCCCGCGCGUCGUCCGCGCCCCAGAAAGUGGGACCGGGGAUCCUGCGGGAAGACAGCGAGGCAUUUGGGAACGGCGAGUUGGAAGAGUCGGAGCUGAGCCCGAGUGGGCUGAACGCGCCCGGGUUGAAUGCGCCCGAUGCGAACGGGGCCGACGGGAACGCCCCGACCGCGAACGGGGCGCACCCGAAGGACGAUAGUGCGAUCUACGGGCAGUUGCUGGGCGCGCUGUAUGUGCUGUCAAGGGAUCCCUGGCCGAGGGUGGCGAACUCGGCGCGGCAAACGUUGCGGAUGGUGGGGGUGGAAUUGGUGUCGUCCGGCCCCCCGAUUAGUAACAGGCGGGGAGAGGGCACGUGGCAUGGCCCCGUGACGCAGACAAUGCAGCUGCCGUCGCAUCCGGGGGGGGGCUUGAUACGGUCCACUUCUUGGGCUCAGACGUCAACAGCCGCUAUCGCCUCCGCUGCAGCCGGAAACCUCAGCCAAAAUUGGCGGAACAACCCCACCGCCUCCCCCCCCACCCGCACCCCCUCUUUCCUCCCCCCCACGCCGCCCAGCGCAGGCAUGCGCAGGGUCAGCUCGUCGGGUUUCAUCCCCUCGGUCGCCCAGAACUCUUUUUCGGGGGGGGGACGGGGACUCGGGGAUCAUCUCCCCACCUCCGCAUCGUCUACGGCAUUGGCGGCCAUGGCGACUUCUCCAACAUCUACGCACGCAAUCAAGGACGCGGGGGUCCUUCCACGGUCUACUCUCUUCAGCUGGAGUUGCGGGCACUUUUCUCGGCCGCUGCUAGAGCCGUCUUACGAGGAGGAAGAGGAGGGGAUGCAGCGGCGCGCAGCCAGGGAGCGGAUGGCCCUCGAGGGGAUCUCGACGUGUCAGCAUCUGAGUGCAGGCGUGAGCAAAGUGAGCGACCAGAUCGCGAGCUGCGACACCGAGUCGGAGCGGGAGACGAGGACGCUCCUGCUACAUCCAUUCGUGCCCAUCGUAUGUAUAGCGGACGAAAAGGAGACGAUAAGGAUAUGGAACUACGAAGAGGGGCAGACAGUGAACCAGCUGGACAAGCACACGGGGACGGAGAAGGGCGUGUCGCGAUUGUGUCUCAUGAACGAGCUUGACGACAGCUUACUCAUGGUGGCAUCGAACGACGGGGCGGUGCGCGUGUGGCGCAACUUUGCGGAGCGGGGAAAGCAGCGGCUGGCGACCGCGUUCAACGUCCUGGAGGGGCACCGGCAGAGCGCCAGGGCGGGCGGCGCCGUCGUCGACUGGCAGCAGCUCAGCGGAUGCCUCUACGCCUCUGGGGAGGUGCCGUUCCUCCACGUGUGGGACAUGGACCGGGAGAUGCUGAGCGCGAGCGUGCCCAUGCAAACGGACGCGUCCGUCGUGGCUCUGAACGCUUCCCAGGUCCAUCCAGCGCAACUGGUGGCCGGUUGCGCGGACGGGUCCGUCAAGCUGUUCGACAUGCGGACGCGAAACUCACUCGUCGGUACGGCGACCCCCCACACGCAUAAAGUCGUAGGGGUCGACUUCCAGCCCGGGGCAGAACCGACCAAGCUCGUGAGUGCGUCCGUGUGGGGCGACAUCCAGUUGCUCGACAUGCGGCGGGCGAGCCAGUCGUACUUAUCCAUCGAAGCCCACAAGGGCAGCAUGACUGCCCUCACCGUGCACAGACAUGCCCCGGUUAUGGCCAGCGGCUCCGCAAAGCAAUAUAUCAAAGUCUUCAGCAUGGCUGGAGAGCAACUCAGCAUGGUAAGGUAUCAUAACAGCUUUUUGGGGCAACGGAUAGGGCCCGUCAGUUGCCUCCAGUUCCACCCAUACCAAGUGCUUCUAGCCGCGGGCGCGACUGACUCGAUUGUAUCAAUAUACGCUGGAGAAAGUCAACGGCCGAGGUGAGACUAGGUUAGCGUGUUCGCGGGGUUGUGAAAGUCAAGUAGGGCUGUAAAUACCUAGUUUUCAGUAAGUUCGACGAGUAGGACAAUCAUUGUUCGAUCAUUAGGUUUACUCUAGGAACUGCCCAGAAUGCAAGCAAUGAUUGAAUGCGCGUCUCGCAAACUAAUGAAUGUAUAUCUGUAGCGCAGCUUGGCCGAAAUGGAACUUUACAA